Molecule: messenger RNA, 1560 nt
Organism: Cryptococcus amylolentus CBS 6039
Lineage: Eukaryota; Fungi; Basidiomycota; Tremellomycetes; Tremellales; Cryptococcaceae
Exons: 1
Coding region: 1-1560 (519 amino acids)
Molecular function (GO): protein binding
Source: RefSeq, a predicted model, not a curated record
AUGCCCGUUUUCCCUUCCCCAGAACACCCCGAAAAUCUUCUUCGGGACUCGCCUUGGGAUUGGGAGGAUACCACGAGUCCGGAUAGCAAUCCUCACAUGUCCUCCCACAGCGACGAGGCGUCUGAAGAAGUUGAUUCGAUAGUCCGUCAGCAGUCCAAUCUGGAGUCCAUGCUGCUGGCCGCCCUGGACGAACUCUAUGUUGUUCAGAUGUAUGAAAACCUCCUCUGUCAGCCACAAAGUCCUCGCAACGAACACCGCCCGGUCAGAAGCCUGCUCGACCUCCCCAACGAGCUUCUCAUGAUGACGUUCAGAUACCUCCCAGUGGACGAGAUCGUCUCCCUGCGCUCGACGUGCAAGCUCUUCGCCGAGCUUACCAAGUCGAGUACGCUCUACAGAUCCGUCUUGGUGCACCAAUUUCCGUGGGCUUCCAACGACCCUCAAGGAGUUUCAGUGCCGCGCUUCUACACCGAGUACAUCCUGCCUCAUAUCCGCCAUCUUACCGUCAUCCUGCCGGAUAAUGUUUUGAACACGAUCCCUCACCGUGGCAUGUUCCAAGCAAUGGACUGCCAAGAUGGCGUGAACACCCCGGCAUUCGUCUACACCUUUCUGGAUGCCAUACCCUGGGAGCAACUCGAGACGCUCAUCUUCCCCCGCUCGGGCUUUCUGGUGAUUUUGGACAUUUGGGCCAGGUUGCUGGCGCAGCAGACGCAUUUGCGGACUGUCAAUCUGUCUGGUGCCUGCCUAGACACUGACUGCAUGGAGCUGCUGAGCGCCAUGGACCGACUGGAGUACCUCGACUUGAACGGAGUGUUGGCAGUGGAUGGAUGGCGAGACUUGACAGAGGCGUUCGUGCAUAGUGAAGCGUGGAAGGCUAUCCGCUACAUGGACUUUUCGGCUUGUGUCAAUAUCGACAAGGGGGUGUUCAAGGAAUUCCUCAAGUCGCUGCCCGUGUCUCUACGGUACCUCGACCUAUCCGCAUUGCCUUGGGUCGAUUCGGCGAUGUUGGCGGGUAUCAAAGUCUGGGGUCGUAGGGAUGGGGAUGGGGUGCGCGAAGGUCCUGUGCAGUUGAGAUGGAUCGGGCUGAGAGGGACAAAGGUCAGCGCGGUCGACCUCUGCAUGUUGAAUGUUCGAUGGGCCAGGUCCAAACUCCAAGGAAUGGAAAGUCUCCCCGAGCGUGCGAUCAAGGCGCUUCAACUCAACAAGCAAAAGAUUGUCGACCAGUACAACCUCGAGCUCAUUCAGGUCGACCACGCCUUCACAUCUUCGUUCAACUGCGCCCACUCGGCUAACGACCUUAACCAUGGGCGUAUAGACAUCGGUCACUGUUUGUUUAUGAUAACGGGUCUCAUAAAAUGUGUAGAGCAGAGCGAAUCAUGCGUAAUGCCGGAAGGGCUCACGGAGGAGGCUGAGCAGAGUUUAAGGAGCCGAGUGAAAGAAUGGUCCACGCGGUACCUUCAGGUAUGGACGGAUAGGGGCGUCGCGCUGACUUGGAAUUUUGAGAGGUGGAAUUAUGCGUGUCGUUUGGGUGAAUUCCUGAGUAAUGUGGCGAAGGUGGAUUAG